Messenger RNA from Lepisosteus oculatus (spotted gar), 3029 nucleotides. RefSeq names its product heterogeneous nuclear ribonucleoprotein K (gene hnrnpk). Gene Ontology annotation, molecular function: RNA binding. The record is from RefSeq and is a predicted model, not a curated record. NCBI's taxonomy places the organism in Eukaryota, Metazoa, Chordata, Actinopteri, Semionotiformes, Lepisosteidae.
UCGCCGGUCGAGGCGAAACUUGGAUACUAUCAUGGUUGGUUGUAAAGCCUGUCGGUGGAGGGACUCGAAAGCAGUACGGGUCUGCAAGCAGGUUUUAAGCAGUUCUUGGAGACCUCAGUAGUUCCCGCCCACAACACGCCCAUUAAACCAGAAUAAAUAGUGCACUUUCGCCGAGAGAAGAGCCCACUUUCAUUUCAUCUUCGUUAAAAGACAAUGGAGACUGAAAUUGAACAGCAGGAAGAAGAGACUACAUUCAGCAACACAGAGACAAACGGAAAACGCCCGGCAGAAGACAUGGAGGAAGAGCAAGUCUUUAAGAGGUCUCGUAACACCGAUGAAAUGGUAGAAUUGCGAGUCCUGCUUCAAAGCAAAAAUGCAGGCGCUGUGAUUGGAAAGGGUGGAAAAAACAUUAAAGCCCUCCGUACGGACUACAAUGCCAGUGUAUCAGUCCCAGACAGCAGUGGCCCCGAGCGUAUUCUGAGCAUCAGUGCGGACAUUGAGACAAUUGGAGAGAUUCUGCUGAAGAUCAUUCCUACUUUGGAAGAGUACCAGCAUUACAAAGGAAUUGAUUUCGAUUGUGAGCUGAGACUUCUCAUUCAUCAGAGUCUAGCAGGGGGCAUCAUUGGAGUCAAAGGAGCCAAGAUUAAAGAGCUGAGAGAGAAUACGCAAACAACAAUCAAGCUCUUUCAGGAGUGUUGUCCUCAUUCCACUGACAGAGUAGUGCUUGUUGGGGGAAAACCUGACCGUGUGGUGGAGUGCAUCAAAAUCAUCCUGGAAUUAAUAUCUGAGGCCCCAAUUAAAGGACGUGCCCAGCCUUAUGACCCAAACUUCUACGAUGAAACUUAUGACUAUGGCGGCUUCACCAUGAUGUAUGACGACCGUGGAAGGCGUCCAAUGGGUUUUCCCAUGCGAGGUCGAGGAGGGUUUGACCGCAUGCCCCCUGGCCGAGGUGGUCGACCCAUGCCUCCGUCGAGAAGGGAUUAUGAUGAUAUGAGCCCCCGUAGAGGACCUCCGCCGCCUCCCCCAGGAAGAGGAGGCCGAGGAGGCAGCAGAGCUCGUAACCUGCCCCUGCCUCCCCCACCACCGCCCAGAGGAGGAGAUGAGCAGUUUUCCUACGAGACCUAUCAUGCCCAUGCAGACGACGGACGAAAUAAUGACAGAAGAGGGAGGCCUGGUGAUCGCUAUGAUGGAAUGAGUGGGGGUGGAUACGAUAACAAUUCAUCCUGGGAACCCUUCCAGUCUGGUGGUCGUGGGUCCUAUGGUGACAUAGGGGGGCCUGUUAUCACGACACAAGUUACCAUCCCAAAAGAUUUGGCGGGAUCAAUAAUCGGGAAAGGGGGGCAAAGAAUCAAGCAAAUCCGACAUGAGUCUGGAGCAUCCAUUAAAAUAGAUGAGCCCCUGGAAGGAUCUGAAGAUCGCAUAAUCACGAUCACUGGCACGCAGGACCAGAUCCAAAAUGCACAGUACCUAUUGCAGAACAGUGUGAAGCAGUACUCUGGUCGAUUCUUCUAAAGGAGGAGAUUAAGAUUGAAGGAAUACCGCGCUGCUUGUUUUGUCCCUGCUUCUGUUAAGAGCCAACAUUCCUCUGCUUAGGUAGAUGUUCUGCAUUUGGGGUGUAGUUUCCAAUUCUGCUUCUUUUCCAUCUGAUGUAACCAGAUUCUUAGAACUUUAAAUGUAUGGAGUUUCAAAACAGCAGCAGAAUGAGUGGAUUCUUUUAAUUUUUUUUAUUUUUGUUAAACUUGUUUUGAUGAAUUAUUGUAAUGUGUUUUCUGUAAUUUAGAGUAAGCUCAUCUGUAUGUACACUGUUUGUAUGGGCAAAAGUACUGGUAGCUCAAACGUGCCAGGCAUCCAUUCAGUACAAUGUGCGGAAUGUAAUCGUUUUGUAAGGAACAUUUUAUGAUUUUUAAAAUAAAUUUAGUAAAUUGUUCUUCCUUGCUAUUUUCAGUUAACAAAAGGCUAGGGGCUGUAUAAAGAAAUGUAAAUAUACUUUUAUAGAUUGAAUUUCCAUAAAGGAUUUUUUUUCUCUGUGGGUUAUAUUCUAAUGUACUGAUUGGACCAAAAACAGGGGUGAGGUGGGUGUCUUCAGAGCCUGCCGGUCAUGUUAGAUGUGUAAUCAGAAUUCAACAGUGUAUUGAGCUCAUGUCUUGUAUAAAUAGGAUUGAUCAAUCAAUCAAGUAGUGCACAUUUUUUUCCCUCAAAUGUAGACUUAGAUAAAGUUCAUUGGUCUUGCUAAAGCCUGUUUUCUACUUGUCUCUAAGCAUUUUUAACGUUAAAAGUAAUCUUUACACUUAACCAUUCAGGGAGUAUAUGCAGUAUUGCUAACCAAUGCGCAGGCCUUUUCUGUCAGAAGUUAAGGUGAUUGUCAUUUCAUCAUACUUCUGAAGUCCUGCUGUAGAAUAUGCUGCAAGUCUGAGUAAUAAAGAAAAUGCCACCCUUUUAAUAGAUGCGCUUUUUUCGAGAGUGUUGUUAACACUAUAUUCUGUCAAAGUUUGGGGAAAAAACACAUUUUUCAGGGCAACUGUGACCUAGCUGGUGAGUGGAUUGGUUUUUGUUUAGCGUUCAUUUGAUUUGCCUCAGUAUUUUACAUUCACCCUUUUCUGCUUGGAUCCAUAAAUUACCGAGGAGACUUAAUCGAACAUGCACGUAUCUCAGUCUCUUUUUAAAAUAUCUUGACAAGGUUUUCUGAAAAAAUGCUGUGAACACAAGGAGGAUGGUAUUGCCUGGCCUUUCAGACCUUAUCAGGUACAAGUAGUGUUGCUGUUACAGUGAGCUGAAUUAAACAGGAUAUUUUCCCUUUCCGGGUGGAAAAACAUUGAUUUCCUUGCCAUUUCCCAUUCUUAGAUGGGCAAGUCAAGCAAGUGACCUGAAGACCACCUGUCCCUAUGAACUGUACUGUUACAGUGUGCAACUUUAGUAGGUUUUUUGUAAUCUUGUAUUUUAUGGAAAAUUUUGCUGAGAUACGAAGUAUGUGACCCUUCUUUUCCAUUGCAGGUGUUCAAUCUAUUUAAUAAAGGUUGAAAUGCAACAAA